Molecule: messenger RNA, 967 nt
Organism: Paramecium octaurelia
Lineage: Eukaryota; Ciliophora; Oligohymenophorea; Peniculida; Parameciidae
Source: the annotation of a GenBank genome assembly
AAAAAUAAUGCAAACCGAUUUGGACAAGUCGAUUGAGAAAUUAAAGAACGGGGAGCUAUUGAAGGAGAAGGACGUAAAGCAAUUGUGUGCCAAGAUCAGGGAAAUCUUCAUCGAGGAAGGAAAUGUCCAAAGAAUUGAUCCUCCAGUUAUUGUGGUAGGAGAUAUUCAUGGAUAAUUGUAUGAUCUCUUUGAGAUUUUCAAAUAAUCAGGAGAAGUGGGAGAUCAAAACUAUCUGUUCUUGGGGGAUUACGUUAACAGAGGAUUCCACAGCAUAGAAUCGAUUUGUUUGCUGUAUGCAUUGAAAAUCAAGAAUCCAGACAAAAUUACACUGCUAAGAGGUAAUCACGAAUCUCGAAUUCUUACUCAAACAUUUGGAUUGUACGAUGAGGCUAUGAGGAAAUACGGUUCCUUGAACAUUUGGCGAUAUUUAACUGAAUCCUUUGAUUACAUGCCAUUAUCAGCAUUGAUUGAUGAGAAAGUGUGGUGUGUGCAUGGGGGCAUAGCCUAGGAUGCUAAAUUAUUAGAUGAUGUAUGACCUUGUUGCUUUAAAAUAUUAUAGGUAAGAGCACUAAACAGAUUGUCAGAGAUCCCUGAUAAUGGUGAGAUGUGUGAAUUACUUUGGAAUGAUCCAAAUGAAUAGGAGUUAAAGGGGUUUGGUGAAAGCAAGAGAGGAGUGGGUAAGGAAUUCGGGUAGGAUGUCUUUGCUUAAUUCUUGUAAACCAACAACUUGAGUUGUGUUCUUAGAGCACAUUAAGUGAUCAUGGAAGGGUAUCGUAGUAUAUACAAAGAUUAAUUAAAGACAAUCUUCUCUGCUCCGAAUUACUGUUAUAGGUGUGGUAAUUCAGGAGCAGUUUGCGAAGUCAGUGAUAAAUUGGAAAUGAGGGCUAAAAUAUUCUAAGCAAGUGAAAAUCAGAUGAAAAAUGCCUAAACCAAGAUUUGGAAUCAGAAUCCAGAUUAUUUUUUAUGA